GGGAAGUCAGGGCUCAUUCAACGUCUGCUGCUCCCAGUCAGGAAUUCCUUUCCCCAGUGAGACAGCGGUCGAAUUGAGACGCGAUAUCCAUCCAGAUUGCAUCAGUUCAAUUUUGUUGAAUCUAAGGAUUUAUCGGGUUUACAGAAACCCUUCGAUGGGUCUGUGAGUCUCAAUGCCUCUCUUCCCGCCACGCUCUCCGAGGCCGUCACGCCACGCUUUCUCCUAGCGAGGACCCAACGCGUCGCCGCCAUGCGGUCCGCGGCGCUCGUCCGCCGGCUCACGGUGGCGAGGGCCCCCCACUCGGACUUCGCCUCCCUGCCCGGCCCCCGCCCCGCGUGCCUCACUCGGAGCCCCGCUUCUGCCGCCCUCUGGGUCGCCGCAUCCCCGCAGCCCCGGCUCCUCGCACGCGUCCGCUUGAGCAGCGCGGCACUGCACAGUGCGCCUGGCCGAGACCCCCAGCAGCGGAAAGUCGACCCCCUGCAAGACAAGGUCGACCCCCUGCAAGACAAGGUCGACCCCGUGCAAGACAAGGUCGACCCCGUGCAAGACAAGGUCGACUCCGUGCAAGACAAGGUCGACCCCCUCCAAGACAAGGUCGACCCCCAGCGCGGCGCUGACCCCCAGCAGGGUACGGGCAAGGGUCCCCUGCGAUCCAAGGCUUUGGAAACUGAGGGUAGCCCGCAGCCCCCCUCGGACGAGACCGACCCUCUGCAGGACCGCUCCAUGGGCCUCAUAUCACGCUUCAAGAAAACCUUAAAGCAGUACGGCAAGGUGAUGAUCCCUGUCCAUCUCGUCACCUCCGCCGUCUGGUUCGGAUCCUUCUACUACGCGGCCAUGAGGGGAGUGAACGUGCUGCCCAUGCUGGAGGCUCUAGGAUUUCCUGAGAAGUUCAUCAAGCUCCUGCACAGCUCACAGGGAGGCAACUUGCUCACGGCCUACGCACUCUAUAAGAUCGCUACGCCGGCGCGCUACACCGUGACGCUGGGUGGCACUUCCUACACCGUCAAGUACCUGCGCAAGCGUGGCAUCCUCAAUACGCCACCGCCACCCAAUGUCAAGCAGUUCCUGCAGGACAAGAUGGACGAGACUCGCGAGAAGAUAUCGGAGAAAGUGAGCGACACGCGUGAGAAGAUAUCGGAGAAAGUGAGCGACACGCGUGAGAAGAUAUCGGAGAAAGUGAGCGACACACGUGAGAAGAUAUCGGAGAAAGUGAGCGACACGCGGGAGAAGAUAUCGGAAAAGGUGCAGGAUACGAAGAACAGAGUUGCUGGAAAGAAGUGAGGCAGUGGUUGCUGGCCAUACAUGCAGCAUCUGAGACAGGCGACAGGAGCUAUAGCAGCAGUACUGAACCAGCGAACGUUAGGAAAUUCACUUGAAUAUGCAACUGUAGCAGUAUCCAUGCUGUCCAUAUGGUGAAUCGCACUAACCAUGACCUGUUAUGGAUUAAUAAUCAUUGCUUUAAAUGAAACUGGCACUUAGAAGGCCGAGUUUGUGUAAUGUAUGUGAAUGAAUAAAUAUGAAGUUCUUUGAAUGAGAAAAUUUGUUUUAAAAAAUCCUGAGCAGAAAA
Molecule: messenger RNA, 1567 nt
Organism: Petromyzon marinus (sea lamprey)
Lineage: Eukaryota; Metazoa; Chordata; Hyperoartia; Petromyzontiformes; Petromyzontidae
Gene: MIMS1
Product: family with sequence similarity 210 member A
Cellular component (GO): mitochondrion
Source: RefSeq, a predicted model, not a curated record